GACUUUCUCAGCUCGCAUCUACUUCGAGUUCCUCUUCCCUGACGCCAACAUUGUUCCUGGCAUUGCAGGUGGAAGCGAAGAUGCUCCGCUGAAUCCGGAUGGAACUCGCAAAGGCCUUCGGUUUUACACUGAACACAUCUCAUGGAUGAAUGCGAUAGAGCCCCCUUCGGUGCUUACCGACAAGCUUACUCCAGACAACGACAGCAUCCGCUGGGCCCUGGAAGUUCAGGGUACUUUCCUUGAGAAGUUUGAGUGCAACGACUUCCCGUUCGACACCCAAGCGCUGUCCGUAAGCAUCGAGUUCGCCAUGUCAAACGAAGGCCCAUUUCCCAUGGAUUUGUCAAUUGACCUUGCCGAUGCUUGCGACGUGAACGCCAAGCACUUCGUUUGGGACAGCGAGUAUGAUCUGGGGACAAGAACAAAGCUUGUGACGGAUGUUCGCCGCGUCUUGCAGACAAGGUCUUAUCCAGAUCUGACUUUCUCGUGCUAUGUGAGGAGGAGACCAUUCUUCUACACCGUAAACAUUGUACUCCCAAACAUGCUUCUGGCACUCUUGGCUGGGCUGCAAUUCUUCAUCCCAGUCGAAGACGUUGCUGGAAGGGCCAGCGUGUCGAUGACCUUGCUGCUGGUAUGUGCAUCCUAUUUCCACUACUCGGGAUCCUUGACUCCCACGGUCGGGUACUUGACCCUGAUGGAUACACAUUCGCUCUGGUGCAUGUCCGUGGUCAUUUCCAUGGUUUUCUGGGUUGGAGUGGUGAGGAGUUCCGAGUCGGAAGAUCUGGAAUACGUAGACAAAAUGGCGCUCUAUGGCUUCAUGGUCGUUUGGCUCCUUAUUCAGAUCGUCUUCGUGCUGCGCUUUUCUUUUGCGUGGAGCAAGGCCUCCCGCGAGUUGGAUGUCCCAGCGGUUCUGGGAGGAGCGGAAGCUCGCGAGAAGCUUCUGGCGGUGAACUCAAUGAGCAGAUUCUACCGGACCUCUGUGAGAGGCUAUUCUUCCUUAUAG
This is a messenger RNA of Symbiodinium sp. CCMP2456, 1000 nucleotides long. NCBI's taxonomy places the organism in Eukaryota, Dinophyceae, Suessiales, Symbiodiniaceae. The record is from the annotation of a GenBank genome assembly.